This is a messenger RNA of Venustampulla echinocandica, 261 nucleotides long. RefSeq lists its product as uncharacterized. NCBI's taxonomy places the organism in Eukaryota, Fungi, Ascomycota, Leotiomycetes, Helotiales, Pleuroascaceae. The coding region runs from base 1 to 261 and encodes 86 amino acids. The transcript has a single exon. The record is from RefSeq and is a predicted model, not a curated record.
AUGUAUAUAUCCAGCGAGGUUAGGGUGGUAGGAACGGCCGAGAACCCCGAUACAAUGACCUGUUAUGAGAUACUUUCUAGCCUUGUGGACGACUGGGAUGAUGAACGUGCUUCAACUUUUAUGAGACAUAUUCUGGUCGUUGCAAAGGCCCGAGCAUGCAAACAAGCAAUACAUGUUGGCGGUGGUUUGGAUGCCCAAAUCGAAGCCCACUAUGGCGAAACAGCGUGGAAGGGGUUGAAGGGUCCAAAGAGAAGGCCAUGA